This is a messenger RNA of Closterium sp. Naga37s-1, 3453 nucleotides long. Lineage: Eukaryota; Viridiplantae; Streptophyta; Zygnematophyceae; Desmidiales; Closteriaceae. The record is from the annotation of a GenBank genome assembly.
AUGGCUACACAUCAAUUCUCCGCUGCAGAUCCCACUUCCCCAGUGGCGACAGUUGAGACGUCUCAUGAGACCAUGACAGCGCAACAGUCUUCCGCUGGAACCGCCACUCCCCCAGAUCCUUCCGCCAUUCCCUCAGAUCCUUCCGCCAAUCCAGCAGCGCCUUCCGCCACUCCUCCUGAUCCUUCCGCCUCUUCCCCAGCGGCUUCCGCCACUCCCCCAGAUGCUUCCGCCACUCCGUCAGCGCCUUCCGCCACUCCCCCAGCACCUUCCGCGACUCCUCCAGAUCCUUCCGCCACUCCCUCAGAUCCUUCCGCCACUCCCCCAGCGCCUUCCGCCAGUCCCCGAGCGCCGUCUGCUAGUCCUCCAGCGCCUGCUGCGCCGCCGUUGGCGGAGGCAGAGGGAGGAGGGCAGGGUCAGGAUGAGGGGCAGAGUCAGGGGCGAGGGGAGGCGGAGCGGGGCGGAGAGGAGGGGGGAGGAGGAAAAGAGACGCAAUCGGGUGGGGGUCAGGGGCAGGGGCAGAGCGGGGGAGGGGAGGCUGCGGAGAGCUGGUACAAGAUAAAGCGCGUGUCGUUCCUGGGGCGGCAGCAGGUGCCCAUCGUCAUGCAAAACGACAACGGGCCGUGCCCCCUCCUCGGCAUUGCCAACGUGCUGCUGCUCCGCAACGCCAUCUCCCUCCGCCCCAGCGCUACUGAGAUCUCCCAGUCGGACCUGCUGUCACUGGUGGCACACCGGCUGCUGGAUAGCAAUACAGGGAUGGAGGGCCGCUCAGCAGAGUAUAUCACCAACCGGCAGCAGAACGUGGCGGACUGCAUGGCUCUGCUCUUACUGUCCCUCCGCCUCUCACGUUCCUUUUACCUUUCUCAGGGCCGCUCAGCAGAGUAUAUCACCAACCGGCAGCAGAACGUGGCGGACUGCAUGGCUCUGCUGCCGCGCCUUGCCACGGGGAUUGACGUCAACGUGCGCUUCACAGGCAUUCAUGCCUUUGAGUUCACGCCAGAGACAGCAAUCUUUGACCUGCUGGACAUCAGCCUCGUGCAUGGCUGGCUGGUGGACUCGCAGGACUCGGCCACAGCAGCAGCGGUGGGGUCUCUCUCUUACAACAGCAUCGUGGAGCGCCUCGUCGCCCUGCAGGCCUCCCACCCCGACCUUGCUGCUGCUCUGCUGGGCGGGGGAGGGGGAGGGGGAGGGGGAGGAGGAGGAGGAGGGGGAAGCGGGGAAGGGGGAGUUGGGGGAGUAGGUGGUGGGGAGGGACUAGGAGAAAGAAGAGUGGGAAGUGGGUCUGGGGAAGGAGGGGAUGUGGGAAAAGCAGGGAGUGGUGGGCAGGAGGGUGGGGGGAAAACAAUGGCGGGGAAAGAAAAAAGGGAGGGGGAAACAGUCCUAGGAGAUGAAGGAGAUGCAGUGAAUGAGGGGGAGGGGGAGGGGGAAGUGACAGCAGCAGCCCUGGCUGAGUCCCUUGCAGCCCUUCUCCUUUCCGAACCUUUACCACUUUCCGAUCCGUCACUGGUUUCUGAGCCUCAUCCAGCUUCCGAGCCUGUUCCUGCAUCCGAGCCUGCAUCGGUUUCCGAGCCUCGUACAUCCUCCGAGCCUCUUUCUGCCUCGGCUGCCCGAGCCUGUGCUGCUGCAGAAGAAACAAGCGGGGCGGAGUGUGAGAGGGAUACAGAGGGAGAAAGUGUAGAGAGAAGACAGAAGGGUGGUGAGGGGUUGGAGGGGGUAGAGAGUGGUGCAGAGACGAGGCAGGGGGGUGAGGCUGCUUCUGCUCCAGAAAGGCCUGCUGAAGAGAAGGUUAGAAGCCAGGAGGAGCAAGUGAGGAGGGAAGAGGGGGGCAGAGGGAAGGAGCAAGGGAGAAGGGAAGAUGGAGGGAAGGGAGAGCAGAGGGAAGGGGAGGUGUGCGGGAGUGGGGAUGGAGCGGGGAGGAGCGAAGGGGGAGCUGCACUGGCAGUAGGAGGGGGGGAGCAGGCAGGGGGAGGGGAGAUGCGGGAUGAUGUGCGGGAAGCUCUGCUGCUCUUCACGUUUCUCAACGACACAGCCAGCCAGCUCACCUACCACGGCCUCUUCAGCCUACAGGAGGGAGUGAAGGAGAAUCAGCUCUGCGUGUUCUUCCGCAAUAAUCAUUUCAGCACUCUCUUUAAGUGUACCAGCCACAUCUACCUGCUGGUGACGGAUCAGGGCCAUCUCAACCAACCCGGCGUCGUGUGGGAGAGGUGGGAUGAGACAACUCACUCCCUUCCUACCUUCAAUCCCCGCCUUCUCCCUGCCAUGACCCCCAGAGCACCAACCACAUCUAACCCGGCGUCGUGUGGGGGAGGCUGGGGCAGGUGGAGGGGGAAAAAUCACUCCCUUGCCUCCCUUGCCCCACUUCCUUCCGUGACCUGUCCCUCCCUCUCCCCACCCACAGCGUACCAACCACAUCUACCUGCUGGUCACCGAUCAGGGCUAUCUGAACCAGCCGAGCGUUGUGUGGGAGAGGCCGGGGCAGGUGGAGGGAGACAACUCACUCUCCCUUCCCCACCCUGCCACCCUUGUUACCCCCAGCGCACCAACCACAUCUACCUGCUGGUGACGGAUCAGGGCUACCUCAACCAGCCGGGUGUCGUGUGGGAGAGGCUGGGGCAGCGCACCAACCACAUCUACCUACUCGUCACCGAUCAAGGCUACCUCAACCAACCAGGUGUCGUGUGGGAGAGGCUGGGGCAGCGCACCAACCACAUAUACCUACUCGUCACCGAUCAGGGCUAUCUGAACCAGCCAGGCGUCGUGUGGGAGAGGCUGGGGCAGGUGGAGGGAGACACCACGCUCUGUGAGGGGGACUUCGCCUUUAGAGGCGGAUUUUGUCGUUUAUGGAGCCUCAGAUUUCGACCUGUGCAGCUGUCUUUACUCCCUGUACUCCCUUUGCGCUCUUCCCUCCCCUGCUACCAGCGCACCAACCACAUCUACCUACUCGUCACGGAUCAAGGCUAUCUGAACCAACCAGGCGUGGUGUGGGAGAGGCUGGGGCAGCGCACCAACCACAUCUACCUGCUGGUCACCGAUCAGGGCUAUCUGAACCAACCAGGCGUGGUGUGGGAGAGGCUGGGGCAGGUGGAGGGAGACAACACGCUCUGUGAGGGGGACUUCACUCCCUUUGCUCCUCCGCCAUCUCUGGCCCUGGCUCACGGGGCCGAGGGGGUUGCUGGGCAGUGGACGCAUGAGGACGAUGCUGCCAUUGCCGCCGCUGCCGCUGCUGUGAGUAUGGCUUGGGGCAGGUGUGGGACCGUGAGUAUGAGCAGCUGUUGCUGUGAGUAUGCCUUGGAGCAGGUGGAGGGAGACACCACGCUCUGUGAGGGGGACUUCACUCCCUUUGCUCCUCCACCGUCGCUGGCCCUGAGUCAUGACAGCGCUGCUGCUGCACAGUGGACGCAUGAAGAUGAUGCUGCCAUCGCUGCUGCCGCCGCUGCUGUGAGUAAUAGCUUGUAG